AUGGCUGAAGUGGUCGGCGUCAUUGCCAGUGGUGCUGCAAUCGUCAGCCUUGCCCGCGAGAUCUUCGAAAGUGUGUACAAAUUGCAACGUCUCUUGACCGCCAUCCAAGAUGCUCCACAUGAACUGAAAACCAUUUUGGAGGAAAUCGCUAUUGUGACAGAUAUCCUCGUCCAGUGUUCAGAGUCUCCACACACUCUCCCGACCGACCCCAAGCAGCACGUGGCGAGAGACCCAGCUCUCCUCCAUUGUGAAACAGCGUGUAAGCACUUACACGCCAUCAUAUCUGAAAUAGAAGAGGGGACGAGGGGUUCGAAAUGGCGCUCUAGGUGGUCUAGCGUCGUAGCGGUACUGAAAGAGAAAAAGAUCGCAAACCUUAUGGCAAGGCUGGAAAGAGCAAAGUCAACUCUUGCGCUUGCGCAAGUCCUACGUCUCCAGACUCUUGAACAAGAGAAGCGCGGCCCGAAGGAAGGACCCUGCUUGACUCCUACCGUACAAACACCUCAGCUUGUCAGCAGUAGCAUCGGCAUACGUCAAAAUGGAAACAAGGAUGUUCAUAAACCUUAUAGCGAGACACAUUUUCACCUGGGUAUUGGGGUCCUCGUGGUACGGCAGUCGAAGACCACCAGAGCAGUACCUCUUUCUUCUCUGGAAGGAACCACUGAAACCAUGGUCCAGUUUCGCUUUUCAGAUUGGUUCCUAAGGUGGGGAUUCAAGAUUGCCGUCGGUCGAGAGUUUGGGGCUUUCAAAACCACGAUAAUACCCCAGCGCCUUGUACCCGAGGACUCGGCCAUAUUCCAAGCCUGUGCCCUCGGUGAUGAUGAGGCUGUAGCAAGACUCAUCCGAGAAGGCAAAGCCUCUCCCUUUGAUACCACCAGCAGUGGCGUUACUCCCCUCCUGGUGGCAGCUGCUUGGCUUCAUCCGAGUAUCAGCAAGCAGCUUUUGGAGUAUGGCGCGGAUGAUUCCGCGUCAAUCCAAUACUAUGAUUUUUCUUUCAAUCCUCUAGUUAUGGCCGUUGAGCGCGCUGGCCACUUCCGCUAUUUCCUGUUCCCAGGACUGGAAGAUUAUCGCCUCGAACCUGAAAGAUGCCUUGUCCGGAUGCGCGAGACAAUGCGCGUACUCACUGAACACGGUAGUGUCGACGUCCAUCAAUAUUACAACCCUGACGAAGAUGGCUAUUCUGCCCUGCACCAUUUUCGAGGCUCUUCCGAGGACUUCUCGUGGCUGAUCAAACGUGACGAUACGUUUAUGACUGCCAGAGACUGGGACCACCACCUUGCAUCCAUUGUCUUACAGCAGACUCAAAUGUUUCCGAAUGACUCUUUUCCGGCAGCCUUCAGCAAAGUAUCAGACAUGAAAUUUCUGGCAGGAUACAAAGACUCUUCUGGUUCAAGUCUAUUACAUUAUCUACUCGACACAAACUUCGGAACAAAGCCUGGCUUUUGGCAUAAUGGCCUCGAUAUUUUCACGUUCGUCAGGCCACUCCUUGAACAUGGCGCUGACCCGGGGGCGCGCAAUGACCGAGGUUACACUCCGUUGAUGAAUUUUGCUCGAACUAUUCGGCGGCAUUGGUGUAUGCUCCUGUUGCCCGAUAUUCAAGUUGUGACCGAGGUUUGCUCUGAGUUUUUUGCACGAUGGGUUGAGGUUCUCAAAUCUUGUGAUAUCGAUCUUCAUCAUUAUCGUUCCCGAGAAGUUGAAUCUGGGGCAGAGAGAUUCGCGAGUUGUCUGGAUAUUCACCAGUUCCAGGAACCCAGCUACGCUUUCAGUGGGGCUAAGCAUUGGUUCGUAAGGCUUGUUUUUGAACAGGUUGAUCCGCAUCAAGAGCUUCAGAUCAAAUUGGAGUUAAAAUCCAAAGAUAAGGACAAGAUAAUGCCCGGAACUUGGCCUGGUGAAUUUCUGGAUACUAUUUAG
This is a messenger RNA of Exophiala spinifera, 1908 nucleotides long. RefSeq lists its product as uncharacterized. Gene Ontology annotation, cellular component: cytoplasm. The transcript has 4 exons. Lineage: Eukaryota; Fungi; Ascomycota; Eurotiomycetes; Chaetothyriales; Herpotrichiellaceae. Gene Ontology annotation, molecular function: protein binding. Bases 1 to 1908 code for a protein of 635 amino acids. Gene Ontology annotation, biological process: regulation of cell cycle process. The record is from RefSeq and is a predicted model, not a curated record.